CCUCAGUUUACGCCGACCCCCCAACGGCAUACCCAAGAUACGAGUAUACUUCUCCUAUCACGCACCAAGCUUAACUUGGUCACAUUGUUUCCAUCACUUCUCUUCACACUUUUGUUGUUAAGAAAAACACGACAUCGAUCACUAUGAGAUACUUCACGCCAGUCUUUUUGCUCGCCUCGGCCCUCCUGGUCGGCAUCAACGGUGCCCCGGCCGGAAACGAUGUCGCGCCCAGAGACCAAGGCGAGCUUGGUCCGCAGGCAGACGUACCCCGUAUCAAUGCUCCGGUUGCUGUAGCCGCCGCUGAGCAGCCAAACGCCGCGCUGGCCGCGCGCGACGACCAACCGAUUCAGCCCAGACUCCUCAAGACAAUUCUCGCCAAUCUUCUUCAGAAAAACAACAAAAACAAAAAUAAAAACAAGAACAAGAACCAAAACAAGAACCAAAACAAGAACAAGAACAAGGCUAAGGCCAAGGCAAAGGCCGCAACGCCCUCGCCGGCGAAGAGCUCUGCCGCGCCAAGGCCUUCAGGUACUCCGUCGGGCACGCCGAGAGCGCCUGCGCCCGCGGCACCCCCGAGACCUCCGGCGGCGGCCGGGCCUGCGACGCCUGCCAAAAAUGCCAACAAUCCGAAGGCACCCGCCGCCGCCGCUCCCAAGAAGGCCGGAGCCGCUACUGGAGCCGGAGCCGCAGCGGCCGGCGGUGGUGCCGCCGAUGCCACAAAAGCUUGA
This is a messenger RNA of Colletotrichum destructivum, 728 nucleotides long. RefSeq lists its product as uncharacterized. The transcript is spliced from 3 exons. The record is from RefSeq and is a predicted model, not a curated record. NCBI's taxonomy places the organism in Eukaryota, Fungi, Ascomycota, Sordariomycetes, Glomerellales, Glomerellaceae. The coding region runs from base 144 to 728 and encodes 194 amino acids.